Messenger RNA from Rubroshorea leprosula, 2530 nucleotides. Lineage: Eukaryota; Viridiplantae; Streptophyta; Magnoliopsida; Malvales; Dipterocarpaceae. The record is from the annotation of a GenBank genome assembly.
GUCGUUUAUCGUUAUCCAAAAUAAACCUAAUCUGCAAAGUGAAUUUAUUUUUACGGCGGCAUCAGGAAAACGCUGUAAUCACAGACCGACGGACCAGUUGAGCUCCGCCUCAGUUCCGUCUAAAUUCAAAUUAGAAAAUUAGUUUUUUCUUCCAUACUAGUUGUAACCAAAUAAUAAUUAUUCCAACAUGACAAUUGUUUAUUAAAAAAAAUUAUCUAAAAUAAAAUAAUUAGCUCAGAUUUGGUUAUAGCAUUGCAUUUGCAGCACUCGUUGCAUACUAAAAACAAACAUCAACUCCAGAAAUCUGAUCGGAUCCGGUUUUGAUUUUCGCUUUCACCGAUGUCGAUUCAGAUUUGAUUGUUCGAUUUUCGAGAAUUACUACUAGUAGUAGUAGUAGUUUCAUUUCUUGUUGGAAUCUGAAAAUCUCGGAUUUCAUUGGCGGCGCCGGCGAGGGCGAUUCAGAUUCACUUCAUUUGAUCGGAGAUUCGGAAUUGUUGUCUCAAAAGGAGAACAGAAGCGCUUUUUCAGGCUGUGUGGAAUUGAUAAUUCCAGUGAUUAUUGCUAAACACGCUUAGAUUUUUUGUGUGUACUACAUGGGGUGUCGGUGUUCUAAGCUCACACCAUGUUGCUGGGGUUCUCAGUUCAAGGCAGCAGUGCUGGAGGGCCCGGAGAUUGAGAAUGAGGAUAAGGGUGAGGUUGAUAACUUGCCUGUGUUUCGGGAAUUCACGUUGGAGCAGCUUAAGAGUGCCACUUCUGGAUUUGCAGUAGACAACAUUGUGUCAGAGCACGGGGAGAAGGCUCCGAACGUUGUCUAUAAAGGGAAAUUGGAGAAUCAGACAAGUAUUGCUGUUAAACGCUUCAAUAGAGUGGCUUGGCCUGAUGCACGCCAGUUUUUGGAAGAAGCAAGAUCAGUUGGCCGGCUACGCAACAAUAAAUUGGCAAAUUUACUUGGUUGUUGCUGUGAAGGUGAUGACAGGUUGCUGGUGGCAGAAUACAUGCCCAAUGAAACGCUUGCCAAACACCUAUUUCAUUGGGAAGCACAACCUAUGAAAUGGGCAAUGCGAUUAAGGGUUGUACUCCAUCUAGGGCAAGCUCUAGAAUACUGCACGAGUAGAGGGCGUGCCCUUUAUCAUGACCUUAAUGCUUACAGAGUUUUAUUUGAUGAGGAAGGAAAUCCAAGACUGUCAACAUUUGGCCUGAUGAAAAACAGUAGGGAUGGAAAAAGUUAUAGUACAAAUUUGGCAUUUACUCCUCCCGAGUAUUUGAGAACUGGAAGAAUAACACCAGAAAGUGUAAUAUAUAGCUUUGGGACUCUUCUGCUUGAUCUUCUUAGUGGCAAGCACAUCCCUCCCAGUCAUGCCCUUGACUUGAUACGGGACAGAAAUCUUCAGAUGUUAACAGAUUCAUGCUUGGAAGGACAGUUUUCAGAUGAUGAUGGGACUGCGCUAGUACGCUUAGCUUCUCUUUGUUUACAACAUGAGCCCAGAGAACGGCCCAAUCCAAAAUCAUUAGUUGCUGCUUUGACACCUCUUCAGAAGGAAACAGAGGUUCCUUCAAAUGUCUUGAUGGGUAUCCCUCAUAGUGCUUCUUUCUCAUCUCUGUCCCCUCUUGGCGAGGCAUGCUCGAGAAGGGACUUGACUGCCAUACAUGAGAUAUUAGAGAAUCUUGGGUACAAAGAUGAUGAAGGAGUGGCAAAUGAGCUCUCCUUCCAAAUGUGGACAGACCAAAUGCAGGAAACAUUAAUUUCAAAGAAAAAGGGUGAUGCAGCUUUCAGGCAAAAAGAUUUCAGGGAAGCAAUUGAGUGUUAUACACAGUUUAUUGAUGUUGGAACCACGGUUUCUCCUACGGUUUUUGCACGGCGUAGUUUGUGUUAUCUCAUCAAUGACAUGCCUCAGGAAGCCUUAAAUGAUGCAAUGCAAGCGCAAGUCAUCUCCCCUAUAUGGCAUGUAGCCUCCUAUCUUCAGGCAGCUGCUCUUGCUGUAAUUGGAAUGGACAAUGAAGCUCAAACAGCCCUUAAGGAAGGUGCAACUCAAGAAGCCAAGAGGAGCAAAACUUCUGGACAGAAGUGAAGGUCAUGGAUAGACCUCUUUGUUUCAGAAUUCCAUCUAGGAGGCUAAUUGAAUUGCUAUAAUUACAAAGUUGGUACAGCAAAUUUGCAUUCAAUUCCAUAGUUCAGCUACAGAAAAGCAGUGUUCUCCACUUAAUGCUGGGACAGAAUCAUGGCGUUGAUUUGUUCUUGAUUCUAGGUGAAAUAGAAGAGUGUAGGGUUCGGACUUCUCUUUUUCUUUUUUGAGUAUGUGAGAAGUUAGUCUCAUUCUCUGUGCAGUUUGAUCCGUGCGUCAUUGUCCCAAUAUCUUUCCCAACACAGUCACUUCGAGUGGGAAAAAAAAAACAACAUAUUUUUCUCAUUUUUCCAAAGGGAAAUUUCUAGGAGGAUUGAGAAGAACAAACUGUUAACAAUGAUGUCUGAUUAGUUUGUGUAUGGAUACCACGCUUAGCAUAUUUUUUAUUAUAAAAUCAACUACGCUUA